Dryobates pubescens (Downy woodpecker) is the source of this 440-nucleotide messenger RNA. It is a transcript of the gene LAMTOR4, whose product is annotated as late endosomal/lysosomal adaptor, MAPK and MTOR activator 4. The transcript is spliced from 4 exons. Bases 28 to 336 code for a protein of 102 amino acids. Gene Ontology annotation, molecular function: guanyl-nucleotide exchange factor activity. The record is from RefSeq and is a predicted model, not a curated record. Gene Ontology annotation, cellular component: lysosome; Ragulator complex. Lineage: Eukaryota; Metazoa; Chordata; Aves; Piciformes; Picidae. Gene Ontology annotation, biological process: cellular response to amino acid stimulus; positive regulation of TOR signaling.
GCGCCGUCACGUGAGCGGAGCGGCAACAUGGCGAGUGCGACCACGGCGCUGACGCAGGGCCUGGAGCGGAUCCCGGACCAGUUGGGCUACCUGGUGAUCAGCGACGGGGCCGUGCUGGCGUCGUCGGGGGACCUGGAGAACGACGAGCAAACGGCUGCGGUCCUGUCAGAGCUGGUGGCCACGGCCUGUGGGCUGCGGCUGCAGCGCGGCCACGACCCCCCCUUCAAGCGGCUCUCGGUGGUUUUUGGGGAGCACUCCCUCCUGGUCACCAUCUCUGGCCAGAAGCUCUUCGUGGUGAAGCGCCAGAACCACGUCCAGGAGCCUGUCACCGUCUGAGCCGCAUCCUCGCUGCCCCUGGCAGGGGACAGUUGCCCCCUUGGGACCAGCUGUCUGCUGGCCCUGCUCCCAUCCCUAUGCCCUGCAGAUGGCUGCUCUGCAUG